Polychytrium aggregatum is the source of this 944-nucleotide messenger RNA. Its product is annotated as velvet factor-domain-containing protein. The record is from RefSeq and is a predicted model, not a curated record. The transcript has 3 exons. The coding region runs from base 281 to 784 and encodes 167 amino acids. NCBI's taxonomy places the organism in Eukaryota, Fungi, Chytridiomycota, Chytridiomycetes, Polychytriales.
CUCGAACUUUGUUGUUCGUGCUCGCCUCGUUUCUGCCGACGGCCAGGAAGACAGGAGCUUUGUUGUUCCACCCUCACGACUCAAAGAGGCUGUUCCAGUACCGUUCGGACCACUCCGAACAUUCCGACCACCUUCAUCAGUGCCGGACAAUCCCAACCCGGCGAUCGCCUUGGCCAACUCGACUCACAUCCAGCACAUAGAUAUUGCCAAUCGAGCCGACACCAUUGCGCCAUACAACGGCGUCAAGCAAGGCGAUGUAGAAUCGCCGCCUGGAUCGUCGAUGGCCUUGGUGGCUCAUUUGCAUGAGCCCGAUCCCAAGAAAGCGUUGAGCAGUGGCCACCGAACGGUUUUUGGCACCACAGAGUCCCCAAAUCAACAUCUCUCUCCGGGCUGGGCCGACAGCGAGUUGUAUAUGAGCAGAUUGCUGCCAUAUGCUCAGCACUCACUCUUUGGUGCCCUGAUUUCGCCAAGCAUCUUCGCCAAAGGUGUCAAUGGCACCGAAGCUGGGAUCUACUUUGUGUUUGGAGCAUUGUUCAUUCGAGUCGAGGGGACCUAUCGACUCAAUUUUGAUUUGGUUGAUCUGAGCGACGCUCGACGGUCCCCAAGCAGCAGCUGCCGGAUACUCGCGAGCAUUCUGUCCACUCCGUUUGUGUCCCACGGAUGGAAAGCCUUUCCGGGGAUGGGCCAGCCUUCAUCGACCCUCAGAGACUUGGUCAAACAAGGAACAAAGGUCACCAGAAAACAUAGUCCUGAGAAAUCUAACUGCGAAAUGAGUGCAGGGUGAUUUGAUAUCUGGCUCGUUGAACGUGAUGACCACGGUUCUGUGACUACAGUCGGUCCAGAAAGAGACGGGACAGUCGUAGGCCCCAGUGAGCAAGCCGUGGGAUGGUUUCCCGUCCUGGUUGGCAGUCUCUUGGUUUCGUUGGUUUGGGAAGCAUGGUCUU